CAGGCACUCGGCACAAAAAGCUACCCAGCCGCCAGUUUCUCCCCCUCUAGCCCAGCCUCUCCCGCUGACAUCACUCGGCGGGGAGGAGGAGGAGGAGGAGGAGGAGGAAGGGUGGGGUGAGCGGGAGAAGAGCCUGGGAGAGAGCCGGAGCCGCCCGCCCUCCGCCCUCCGCCUGGGCAGCCGCGACGCCCAGCUCGAGGGUCGCCCGUCCCGUCCCGGCAGGCGAAGCCAGGACGCCCUUCGCCCGCUAGGCCGGCGGUGCCCGUGUCCUUCCGCCUUUCCAGCCGUCGCUCUGCCGCGGAGAUGGCGGAGUACAGCAGCCUGUUGGAGGAACUGGCCGAGAACAUCACCAACGAAGACCUGGACCAGCUGAAGUCAGCCUGCAAGGAGGACAUCCCCAGCGAGAAGAACGAGGAAAUCGCCACCGGCAAGGACUGGUUCGGCUUUCUGGAGAAGCACAACAAACUGGACAAAGACCACCUCUCCUACAUCGAGCACAUCUUUGAGAUCUCCCGCCGGCCGGACCUGCUGACCAGGGUGGUGGAGUACCGCACGCAAGUACUGAAGAUCUCGGAGGAGGACGAGGUGGACACCAAGCUGACCCGCAUCCCUAGUGCCAAAAAGUACAAAGACAUCAUCCGGCAGCCCUCGGAGGAAGAGAUCAUCAAACUGGCCCCCCCUCCCAAAAAGGCCUGAACCCUGUGCGCGCGAGUGUGUGUGUGUAUGUGUGCGUGGAGGGGCCCACCUCCGAGGAUCACUGCCACCCCCCCUCCACUGCUCCCGCUCAGGCACUUUGCAACUCCCCCUUCGCCCCCCUCUGCUUACGCCCGUCUCUGCCUUGCCCCAGCCAGAUAGGGAAAGGGAGAUAGGGGGUGUCCAUGCCUCCUCCUCCUCCUUCCCAUUUCUCAGCUUGGUCACUGGCUGCUACAUGUACUGGGAGGCUGCCGAGGCCUGUUUGAGGAUGGGGGGGGCCUGUAACGCCUCCCCCCUCCACUGCUGCUGCUCCCCAACGCCACCCUACGGGGCAAGAGCUGACCCACAGGUGGAUCAGGGGCCAAUUUUGCAAGGAAGUGGAAGAGAGAAAGAGUGAGGGAGAGGAAGGGAGGGAAGAGAACAGGUGGAGAGCGGGGGGGGGGGGGCUCUAGAGAGCCUUGGGGCCAGUGCCAGAGGAAUGCCAGACAAUUGCCCCGGGCAAACUCCUGCCCCCUCUGUUCCAAGAGCCUGCAAGAGAUGGGAUGCAAGGGGGGGAGGAGCAGAAGUGGGGAGAGGGUUCCUCCAGCCAUCCCUUGCCAGGGACCCCAAGAUUUCCUGCAGCUGCCCUAGAGACUCUCUGCCCCCCCCCCACGCCCAGUUCCCCAUAGGAGUCAGUGAUGGCUGCAGCUGCUUAGCACAGCUUGGACCUAGAAAGCUGGGGGGGGGGGUUGUGGAGCUUCCUUGUAGCCCAGGCACAGAGCCCUCAUUUUCUGGGGGGGGGGAAAGGGCAGGGUGUGGACACAGGCAGCUCUUCUGGGGUCCACUGGGGGUGCAGAAGGCUGGUGGGGAAGCGAAAGACCAAGCAAGCAAUCAAGAAGACGGACCAAGAAGAGAGAUCAGAUGGGGGCGUCUGCUCCUUCCCAGCCGGAUCAGAGCCCCCCCAGAGCAGAUGGAGCAGGACCAGAGGGCCCAGGGCCCCCCGCCACAGACCCCCGCCUUGCCCCCUGCCUGUCCACAAGGUGCCUUCCCUGGGCUUCCCAUCCCAACGGCCUCUCCAGGCAUUUCCACGGGUGCCUCCUUUUCUACCCCCUUCCUGUGCCUCUGGCAGGGAGUGGGGGGCGAGGGUCAGUCGCCCCUUUAGCCACGCUUGCACCCAAGGCCCAAGCCAGGUGGCCGAGUCCCUGCGCUGCCCUGCAAAAGGGGCGUUGGGGGAAGGAGCAUCCCCCUCCCAGGCCCUUCCUACCCAAGCCCUUCCCCCCUUGAAAGCAGCCCCACCCUCUGGGUGUUGGAAGCCCCUAAUCCCACUCCCCACCGGGGUGCAGAAGGGAGCCCAGCUGACUUCCUCCCUGCCCGACUUACCUCCGGCAGCUGGCUUCGGUUCGGGGCCAAGGCCACAGGACCCGGCUGCCUUCCCUUCAAAACGGCCACCACAUGGCACUUGCAAGUGUGGGUGCCGCCAGCGCUUUGGCCCGCCUCUGCUCAGAGAGACCGGGCAGCUCAGCCUUCCGAGGGCUGAGAAGGCCGGAGGGGGGGCUUAGGGAAAGGGCCAAGUUGCUUCUCUGGCGCUGGAAUGCGAAGCGUUUCUGUUUAAUAUAUUUUUGUUUCGCCCUGACAUCCUGCGCUUCUCGGCUUCCCGAGCCCCUUCAAGCGGCGUAACCGUUCCUGACACUCGUGUUGUGCUUGUUGUGUGCAUAGAAAGAGCUGGGCUAGAACUGUGUUUUUAACAUGGUGUACCCUCAAAGCCACCUCCGUGUCUCCCGCUGCCCUUCCCCACUUCUGUCCGUCACGUGCAGCCUGGGUGCUGGCCCGGGUCGGUGGGGCCAGGCAGUCUGGCUCUUUGGGGUGCCAGGCCCACAUGCAGUGCCACAACGGUGGAAAAGAGCUGGCAGGGGCCCUUCCAAGAUGGGGAAGAAGGCUUAAUUCCCAGGCUCUCCGCGAUCUCCUUUCACGCGCUUUGGGUCAGACAAGAGAUGAGAGAUGCAGGCCACCAGACGCUCUGGAAGAGCAGACCCCCCUACCCAAGGCCCCUAAACACCCAUGGCUCCAGGUCAAGCCUCUGCCCCGCCCGAGGGGCAGCCAUGGCGCUCAGGAGGCUGGCUCCGCCCACGAGGUCAGGGCUGCUCCCGGCCACCCAGGCCAACCUGGAGCACUCCUCUUCGCCUGAACUGGCCUUAAAUUAGUAUGUUUCUCUUCCAGUGUUUACAGCUGAACAGUUGGUGCUGAUCUCACUGCAAAUUAGCACCAAGUAAAAAUAGUAUCCGGGGGGGGGGGCGGGCGUGAGGGGUGUAUAUGGAAUUCAGAGCAAGCGAAUUUCUCAAAAUGAAAUGAAGUGCAAAGCAGCUCUGCUUAAAAUGGGCCCCUUCUUCUGCGCUGGGUCGCCUCUGGCAGAGCUUUCCAAGGCGCCCUUGUCCUGGCCAAGGGUUCCGGGAGACCGGAGGGGGACCGAGUGGAAGGGCCCUCCUGUGGGACGACAGGCUGGCUGCAUAAUGGCCCCAAAAGCGGAGGGGGGGGGUCUCCCAGGACCCUGUAGCUCCAAGGAGCGACAGAAGGGAAGGCACAAACCCUGCCCUCUGCUGCCAGCUCUCCACCUUUCCUCCCAACGUCCCCAACCUCGAUGCUCAGACCGUGCUAACUGUGUGUACAUAUAUAUUAUAAAUAUAUGUAUAUUAAAUAUAAUAUGGAGUGCUCAGUGUUAACUUAUUUUCUUUGUCAAGUGGACCAAAAAUAAAAAAGCAAAGAG
Molecule: messenger RNA, 3433 nt
Organism: Crotalus tigris (Tiger rattlesnake)
Lineage: Eukaryota; Metazoa; Chordata; Lepidosauria; Squamata; Viperidae
Gene: PEA15
Product: proliferation and apoptosis adaptor protein 15
Exons: 4
Coding region: 304-696 (130 amino acids)
Biological process (GO): MAPK cascade; regulation of apoptotic process
Molecular function (GO): protein binding
Source: RefSeq, a predicted model, not a curated record